GUUUAUAGCGGAAUACAAACUGAGCAUGGUGCAGCCUCAGGGUUUGUUUGUGGUCAGACGGUAACGAUAAAUACUGUAUGAAUACAAACGUCAGGACCGUCACUUUUUAAAUGCUUCUAUCGGUUGAUAGACAUUUUAUUUGAAGCAACAUUUCUCCAUGCAUGCGUGACAGAUGUCGCCUAUGAAUGACGUCAAGACGUAUCGCAUUAACGUGAUGACGCCGCUUAAUCAUUAAAAACUGCCAUUAAAAAAAGAACACAAAGUGUGAUAUAAUUUGAUGGACAAAUGGCAUGCUUGAAGUGACUAAUGUAGUAGCUUCCUGCCUUUUUUUGAAUACGUCUGUAAAGGGAUAUCAGUCGGGAAAAGAACUGUUGCAGCGAAAAUGUUCCAUGUUUUCAUCUGCAGACAGCGGUGAACUGGACUCGCCUGCCUCCGAGCAAAACUACUGCAGUCCGGCAGAGAGCUCGGGCUGAACUGUUCAUAGGUAGGCUAGCUAACAUUAGACGAGAACCUAAGACAAAUUGCCGGGGGCAGGAGAGCCUGCGCAGAAGCUACCUCUUGUCCUGUCCACAGAUGAAAAUAUUAGAGGUUUUAGAUUGUGAAUCAAACCAUCACUAGCGGAAGGUCAUCCAUUCCAGACACAUCUCUUUACACAAAGUUAUCUUGGAGGAUAGCCUACCUACACCAUGGCAAGCAGGAGGAAGUCAACAACACCUUGCAUGGUCCUGCCUUCUUCUAACGUGAUGGAGGAGCAGGAUGCAGACAUGCAGGUGGGGGAGGAUGGAGCUGAGAGCGCUGCAGAGGGACUUACAGACGCCGCUGUGGUCUCCACUGACCCAGAGACAGAGCACGACAUCAGUCAUUCCAGCGGAGAGGACGGUGUCACCUGCACAGGAGUGAAACGCAGCAACCAACCAACCCUGGAGCAGACGCUCAGUGACCUUCUCUCGGAUGGGGGUUACACACAGCAUGAGACGGAAGAGAGUGAUGACCCCGCCUCAGCUGGCAUCUCACUCAGCAAAACCCCCAUCAUGAAAAUGAGGGGUAAAUCGGAACCGAAGAGGAUCGCCGUGUCUCUGAAAGCAGCCGAGGAGAGUGACGGGAUGGGAGAGAGUGAAGGGGAGCAGGAGCCUAUCGAAGCACCUCUGGGGCUGGGUUCCCUCACUCCUGUAGAGAAGAUGAGCCCACAUUACACUGAGUCCAUGAAACACAGUGUUCUCCUGAACAUUCCCAAUAUGAUGUCAUCAGAGCAUAAGAAAUCUUCUGUCCUCAGCUCCAAUAUGUCUGGACUCCAGCUCCCUCCUGGUCUGGCCCAGGUCCUCUCAGCUCUGCAGGCCCAGCAGAGCGCCCAAGCCCAGCUCCUCAUCCCCGUCAGCAGCAUCCCCUCAUACAACCAAUCCAUGGAUACCAACACAGUCCUGGUCAACACCUACAAGAAGUUCCCGUACCCUUCAGUAUCAGAGAUCAUGGGUCUGUCGGCUCAGACCAAAUUCAGUGAGGAGCAGAUAAAGAUCUGGUUCUCUGCCCAGCGUCUGAAGCACGGGGUCAGCUGGACACCCGAGGAGGUGGAGGAGGCCAGGAGAAAGCAGUUCAACGGGACUGUGCACACGGUGCCUCAGACCAUCACUGUUAUCCCGGCCCACCAGCUCUCUGCUGCGGCCAACGGCCUGCAGUCUAUCCUCCAGACCUGUCAGAUAGUAGGGCAGCCAGGCCUGGUUUUCACACAGGUUGGCACACCUGUGACCACACCCAUCACCUUGACAGUAGCAGGGAUGCCAAGCCACAGCCAGGUCCCCAAGAUGUCCUCCCACCAGACCAGCCCAGCCGUCAGUGAGAUGAAGAGAGCCACCACUGUCCAGCCUCCCUCCCUGACCCCACAGGAGAACUCGGCCCUCAGCGCCGACCACUUUGGAAUGCGUCCCAAGAAGUCCAAGGAGCAGCUGGCGGAGCUGAAAGCCAGCUACCUGAAGAACCACUUUGCCAGCGACGCAGAGAUCGCCAGGCUCAUGACGCUGACCGGCCUCACCAAAGGGGAGAUCAAGAAGUGGUUCAGCGACACGCGCUACAACCAGCGCAACUCCAAGAACAGCAACGUCAUCGUGUUCCACGACAGCCAGAGUCCCAGGGGUCACAGCAGCGGCACCACCAUCGUCAUUGACUCCAGCGACGAGACCCCUCAUUCUCCACCGCCCACACCAUCCGUCAAAGAGAAAGAGCCACGCUCCAAGACCUGGAACUCCUUCCCAGACUUCACAUUGCAGAAGUUCAAGGAGAAGACAGCAGAGCAGCUGGUGGUUCUUGAGGAGAGUUACCAGAAGGGAAGUACUCCGUCUGACGACGAACUGACCCGGCUGAGGACGGAGACCAAGCUGACCAGGAGAGAGAUCGACGCCUGGUUCACAGAGAAGAGGAAGGUAGUGGAGGCAGAGUCACCUGAGCUGAAAGCAGAGCGGAUGGAGAGCGAGGCUACCUCGUCUAGAAAAGGAUCCCAGACCCCUCCGGGUAGCCGGCGGCCAAACAGGGGGGACAAGAACAUUGGAAAGAAAACCCCCGAGCAGCUCCACGUCCUGAAGAGUGCCUUUGUCCGUACCCAAUGGCCCUCCACAGAGGAAUAUGACAAGCUGGCAGAGGAGAGCGGGCUGCCCAGGGUCUACGUAGUUAACUGGUUCGGAGAUACCCGGUACUCCUUCAAGAACGGCAACGUCAAGUGGUUCUUCCACUACCAGAGCGGCAACGUAGAGGGACUGAACGGCAACAAAAACAGGAAGAGGAGGAUACGUAACCGAGGCUGGGGGAGGUCUCGGAGCAGGAAGGCCAAGAGGUCAACCAGCACGGAGAAGUCACCACCACUGCCCAUCAUCAAGUUGAAGUCUGGGAAAGACAUUCUGAAGGAGUAUUACCUGAAGCACAAGUUGUUGAAUGAGCAGGACCUGGAUGAGCUUGUGACCAAGUCUAGUAUGGGAUACGAGCAGGUGAGAGAGUGGUUCGCUGAGAUACACAAGAGGGAAGAUAUGGUUGCUGAUCCGUUUGGGGAUGCUGAGGUAAACGUGGAGCAGCAGGAAGAGGAAGCGUUGCUGGGUGAGAAUGAGAUGGUACCUGAAGAGCAGGAUGACACCGUGGUGGGCGAGGAAGAUGAUGAGGAGGAGGAGGAGGAGGAUGAUGACGACACUGAUGAAAGUGAUUCUUGGGAGCCCUCUCAGGGUGCCAGAAAAACACAGUCGGAGUAGUGAAGGACAGCUGGGCUGUGUUCGUUAGGCACCAAAUGGAAGGAAAAUGGACUGAAACAGGGAGGGACUACAUGAAAUUGUCCAAUUAGACAUGCCCAUUUUCACUUUCUGUUCCAAAACAUUUUGCUAUGGUGUGCCCAAAUGAACACAACGUUGGAUUUAGUCCAACAGCACAAACACAUUUCACUUUCUCUUACGUGUUUUAAAGGGUACUGUCUGAAUGCAAGACUGAACGAUAAUAUCCCACCAAUACAAACAAUAUGUGCACCUUUUUACAGUGCUAGUGUAGCGCCAUUAGUCAAUCUAGUCAAGAAUUACAACCAGUACUUUAAAUACCUAAUUUUAUAUGAAUUGGUCAGACAUUAAAAUGCUGAAAUUCAAUUGAUAUUACAAUAUUUGAUAUGAUGAUAAUUCAUGGAAAAUUGACAUUUGUUAAUCUACAGUAUUCGGCACAGUUAUUUAUGUGCAAUUAAGAGGUCCUUUUUUUAAUGGCUAAUGUCUCUCGUAUAUAUCCCUAUUAUUAUAGAGAUUACAAAGUACUGUAAGUACAUUCAUGGAAUGAAUGCAAUGAAUCAUGUGAAAUCAGAUUAUAUUAUGGAUUCCUAUUGAAAUUGGUUGGAGGAACUGCGGUGCCAAAGUUAGCUAUUGAAUGUGGACUCCUGUGCUAUGAAAGACUUAGAAACCAAGGGACUCGAGAGUAGGAGUGCUGAUCUAGGAUCAGUUUAGCCUUUUAGAUUCUAAUGAGUCCGUAGACCGACCCAUGAGCUCGUGUGAAUCCUUAAAGAGAUGGGUGGGGCUAAGGCUUAAGAGGGUGUGAACAAAUUCGAGCUCUCUGGUAAGUGUGAAAAAAAAACAACCUUAAGGCUUUUCCUCAACUGGUUAUACAAGAAUAGCAAUUUUUAAAGCUACAUAGCUUCCUCCAACUGUAGUGUAUAAUAUACCAUUACGAAGCUCUGAGUCUGUACUAUGUAAAAGAUUACAUACAUACUCUAAGACGCUUUAUGAAUACGGGCCUGGAGGCCCAGUAUGUACAGUACCAGUCAAAAGUUUGGACACACCUACUCAUUCCAGGGUUUUUCUUUAUUUUUACUAUUUUCUACAUUGUAGAAUAAUAGUGAAUACAUCAAAACUAUGAAAUAACACAUAUAGAAUCAUGUAGUAUCCAAAAAAGUGUUAUAUUUUUAUUUUAUUUUAGAUUCUUCAACGUAACCACCCAUUGCCUUGAUGACAGCUUUGCACACUCUUGGCAUUCUCUCAACCAGCUUCAUGAGGUUGUCACCUGGAAUGCAUUUCAAUUAACAGGUGUGCCUUGUUAAAGUAAUUUGUGGAAUUUCUUUCCUUGAUGCGUUUGAGCCAAUCAGUUGUGUUGUGACAAGGUAGGGGUGGUAUACAGAAGAAAAGACCAAGUCCAUAUUAUGUCAAGAACAGCUCAAAUAAGCAAACAGAAGUGACAGUCCAUUACUUUAAGACAUGAAGGUCAGUAAAUCCAGAAAAUGUAAAGAAGUUUUAACAUUUCUUCAAGUGCAGUCGCAAAAACCAUCAAGUGCUAUGAUGAAACUGGCUCUCAUGAGGAUUGCCACAGGAAAAGAAGACUCAGAGUUACCUCUGGUGC
This is a messenger RNA of Salvelinus fontinalis (brook trout), 4839 nucleotides long. RefSeq names its product zinc fingers and homeoboxes protein 1-like. The transcript is spliced from 6 exons. Gene Ontology annotation, cellular component: nucleus. The record is from RefSeq and is a predicted model, not a curated record. The coding region runs from base 687 to 3227 and encodes 846 amino acids. Lineage: Eukaryota; Metazoa; Chordata; Actinopteri; Salmoniformes; Salmonidae. Gene Ontology annotation, molecular function: DNA binding; DNA-binding transcription factor activity, RNA polymerase II-specific. Gene Ontology annotation, biological process: regulation of transcription by RNA polymerase II.